Molecule: messenger RNA, 255 nt
Organism: Parnassius mnemosyne (clouded apollo)
Lineage: Eukaryota; Metazoa; Arthropoda; Insecta; Lepidoptera; Papilionidae
Source: the annotation of a GenBank genome assembly
AUGGUUGAGCGUCGCCAACUUGGACAAGAAGAGACUCCCCCACACCCCGUGUAUCCACACUCUGGGUUUAGUGGAAUAUUACCAUCGGGCGACGAUAUCAUUCCUGUUAGGGAUGGAGGCGUGUAUGAGAGAGAAGAAAACAAUUUUGCCCGGGACGUUAUGAAGUACAAACUUAGGAACAUCGUUAAAAAUUGGAUGGAGAACUACAGGCGAUCGCAACAAAACGACGACGGCUAUUUUCUGGAGACUCUGUAA